Juglans regia (Persian walnut) is the source of this 635-nucleotide messenger RNA. RefSeq lists its product as uncharacterized. The transcript has 3 exons. The record is from RefSeq and is a predicted model, not a curated record. NCBI's taxonomy places the organism in Eukaryota, Viridiplantae, Streptophyta, Magnoliopsida, Fagales, Juglandaceae. The coding region runs from base 46 to 312 and encodes 88 amino acids.
UCAGAGACAAAAGGGUGGACGACCGAGAGAGAGACAGAGAGAGAGAUGACGCAGAAAUCAAACCUUUUCAAAGGCCAACACAAGAAGAAAUCCGUCCCUCCCAACCGCCAUGGCAAAGUCCCUCAAAUCCGCAAAGGGAAAAGAUAUGUGAAGCCAUCCAAGAUUACCAAGGAGAUGGAUGUUGAUCGUGAGCUGAGCAAGUUUAUUAAUCACUGCAAUGAGGUCAAAGCUGCCACUGCAGCUAACAAGGAUGGUGGCCAACUAAGUAUUGUCAAAACACCUGCAGAGUCAAGUGCUGGGGAGAAGAAAUAGUAGAUGAUAAGACAGCAUAAGCAUGGAUUGAGAGAAUUAUAAGUUGUAUUGAAAGAUGAUGUCAAGCAGCCUUCAUGUUGCAAUUCUUUUUUCAUUUUCCGGCUUAUGUUCACUGUGUUAUAAGAGUAUUGCAUAAAACAAGAUGUUAAUAGCUUGUGCUGCUAAAUCUUUUUGUAAAGUUCGGCAGACAGGGUUUUGAUGCUACGUGAGGUUGAUUGACUUUAUCUACUGGUUUCUAAGAAAUCCAUUAUCUUUACAAUUUGUGAGGUAGAUUAACAUUAUAUUCAAAUGGUUAAGGAAAUCUAAGCAGUUUAUAUGAUUGA